CUCUCUCUAUUCUGAUCACAUAAACCCUAAUUUUUUUUUGCCUACAAAACUAUGGAAAUUGAAGCUACCACUAUUCAGAAACGAAGAAGCAUCCCAACCAUAGCCAUGCACAAACAAUCAAAAACACUAACCAAAUCGAAACCAAAGAUCAGAAUCAUCCACAUAUUCGCACCGGAGAUCAUCAAGACGGACGUCUCCAACUUCCGUGAAAUCGUCCAGAAUCUCACCGGGAAACAAGAUCAUUACCACGAUCUCCACCACCAAAAGGUUGUCAAAAGAAACCCGAUAUCUAGAGUAAGUCAUCACGAUCAUGAUCAUCAUCAUCAUCAUCAAGUCCAUGACAUGAACAAGAGCCAUGGUUUCUGCAUAAACUCAGAAGCAGAAGACGAAGAAGAAGAAGGGAUGGUGUCCAUGACGUGGAACGGACAUGGCGGCGAGAGCUCCGGUGGGUUCUUGAAUGGCUUAGGAGAUUACGACGGCUUCAUUCAGGAGCUAGGUGAAUUCCCUUAUAUGCCCUUGGCCAUUGACUCUGCCGAUGCUUCCUCCCACUUACAUGGCAGCGUUUUCGCAGAGCCUCACCAAUACUCCUAAUUAAACCGUCUAGAGCGGAAACAUUUUUUUAAAUUUCUAUUUAUUCAAGUAGGUUAACUUAAAAUAAAUUUUUAUUUCUUCUUUCUAUACGAGCUUUUUAGCUAGAAGCUAACUAAUUUUUGAUUUUCUCGAAAGUUUGACUUUUAGAUCAUCAUCUUGUGAAUCGUGGGGAGAUUUGGGAUUAUGAUUAUUACGAGUUCUAUUUCUUAGUCAUAUUUUUUUCUUCUCUGGUUUGUAUUUUGAUAUGUGAUUGCCAUAUUAUUUAGGAAGUGUAGGUCUCAAUUGAAUCAUUAGAAAAAUAGAUAUGAAUCAUAAUGGUCAUCUA
Messenger RNA from Camelina sativa (false flax), 916 nucleotides. RefSeq names its product VQ motif-containing protein 17-like. Gene Ontology annotation, cellular component: nucleus. Lineage: Eukaryota; Viridiplantae; Streptophyta; Magnoliopsida; Brassicales; Brassicaceae. The record is from RefSeq and is a predicted model, not a curated record.